Messenger RNA from Lingula anatina, 1003 nucleotides. RefSeq lists its product as uncharacterized. Lineage: Eukaryota; Metazoa; Brachiopoda; Lingulata; Lingulida; Lingulidae. The record is from RefSeq and is a predicted model, not a curated record. Gene Ontology annotation, molecular function: methyltransferase activity.
AGACACGAGAAAUGGAUUUCCCCACAGCGCAAGAUGAAUUUAAAGAUCUCCUCAGUAGAACUGACCCUUUGGUGCUACCAAAAUUUAUAGAAUGGGUUGCAAAUGUAUAUUGCCAAACUCAAGUUGAAAGCAUGGACAGACUGUCAGAAGCCGAUGUUUUUCUCAACAGUAUAUGUGAUGAUUUGCGUGAAGAAGUUCCAUUGAUGGGAUUGGCACCCAAGGAAAACAUUGUUUUUCCUACUGACAAUAAGAGAACGGAGUGCAACCCAGAGACUACAGUUAGUGUGGAUGCCUUUCUGUACACAGAUGAUAUUAUAGACCAGCUGUGUGAGGAAGGAUCUAUGAGCAGAAACUAUUGUAAAAAGUGCUUGUCCCACGACACCGCACCGCUGACCUUUGUCAGCCACUCUAUGUCUAAGACACAGGUCAAGUUUGUGUUCCAGUACGCGUUGCCAGACCUUGCCGAGAAGAUGGUGCUUGAUGUGGGUUCUAGGCUGGGAGCUGUGCUCUAUGGAGCAUAUUAUUUUAGUUCAGCAAAAGUGAUCAAAGGAGUUGAAAUAAAUGAUUAUUUCUGUGAGCUUAGUGGAAAGAUACUUAGUAAAUAUUCACUGACUGACCGAGUUAAGAUAGAGUGUUCUGAUAUUCUUCAACAGUCCCACCUUUUACAACAGGCCGAUGUUGUUGUUCUGAAUAAUGUUUUUGAAUUCUUCACAAGUCCAGACGUGGAAACUAAGUUUUGGCUGUUAUUACGAGAAAAUGUGAGGAAACAGGGUGUGAUUCUUGUUACGGUGCCCAGCCUAGAAGAAUCCUUUGAGAGCCUUAAGGUCAACAUAGAAUUGUCAUCGUGGCUGCGGCCACUACCAUUGGAAAAUAUAGUAAGACGUGCUAAUUUGCAAUUAUUUGGAGCCAAGGACAGUGAGGAGAGCGAUUUAGAGGGAAUUUAUCUGUACACAGUUUUAUAAUAGAGAUGUCAUGCUAGUUGAUGUUCAGUUUCGAUGGCAGA